Molecule: messenger RNA, 2130 nt
Organism: Trypanosoma rangeli
Lineage: Eukaryota; Euglenozoa; Kinetoplastea; Trypanosomatida; Trypanosomatidae
Product: putative kinesin
Exons: 1
Coding region: 1-2130 (709 amino acids)
Biological process (GO): microtubule-based movement
Molecular function (GO): microtubule motor activity; ATP binding; microtubule binding
Source: RefSeq, a predicted model, not a curated record
AUGGACGACAUUUCAUCUUUUGAGCGGCUACGUGUUGCGGUGCGUGAGCGGCCCAUUAUGGAAGCCGAUGCUGCAAACGUGCGGCUGCACCUUCGGAUGAAUGAGAGCAACCUCAUUGCCUAUGCGCCAGGCCACACUGAGGGUCUAAUGUACAAUUGUGACUACUACUUCUCUGGGGCUGCGAGCGAGGAGGACAUUCAUUGCACCAUCGGGUCACAGAUGGUUGAUCUUGCAAUUCAGGGCUUAAGCUGCAAUGCUGUGUUCUUUGGCUCUACAGAUACAGGCAAGACCUACACGCUCUACGGUAAUAGGGACGGUGAAGGGUUUCUUCUUCGCACAGUAAAGGAUCUUUACCACCGCCUGGAGGCCCGGUCGAAUGAGUUCGAGACGAAUAUUCUGCUGCGGUACUGGGAAAUGAACCGCGAUUCAGUGGAAGACAACCUCCGAGGGGAAGAUGAGGGGGAAAAAGCCAUUCAGUAUGCGGUGUCGCGCGACGAUUUGGAUCGUCUCAAUAUAUUAAACUUGACAACGUUGAAGGUGCCGACAGUGGAAGAAUUUUUGACGCAGCUAAACCGUGGAAACCAAAUCAUGUUGGGCCGUUUGGCCCAACGGAUGUUUCGCUGGCAUUGUUUUCUGCAACUUAUCAUUGUGACUACCGACAAGGCAGAAGGGUCGAAAAACGUUAUUCGAAGCAUGACUUUUGUGCAUAUGAAAGGGACAGACCGAGUGGGAGCGAAGGGCAUGCGUGGUGAGCCCCUUAGGGAGGGUAGCUGCAUUAAUGUCGGUGUCACACUUCUUUGUGCGGCAGUGAUUCACUCGCUUGAGUACCGUAGGAAACGCUGGGCUUUGUCUACCACGCCAGAAAAGCAUCGUGAACUUAUUCGUCGUAGCCAGUCCUUCUUUAUGGAGUGCAAAUUUUCCCGUAUUAUGUCUCAGUUUAUCACUGGAUUUGAAGCCUCCUUUGUGAUUGGUUUUACAAGUCCCUUGCAGUACCACGAGUCUAUUGAAACCCUUGAAAGUUUGCAACUCUUUCGCCAGUUGAUAUGUGUUUUGCGACCCAUCGUUGUAAUCUCUGAGAGAGGGGUGUUGCUUCGGCAGCUGCUUCGGCAGGAGGCUCUCCUUGGGGAGGAUGUUGUAUUGGAGAUUUAUAACUCGGACGGUGCUGGACGACCCUUGACAGAAGAGGAGGAGAAGUUGCUGCACAUUCACCAAAAAUUGUAUGGUACAAGCUCUAGAAGAGGUGGAAGGACAAUGUUUGAACAGCAUCAAGAGGAGGAAGUGAUUAAACGCUGCAAGUUUCGGGCUGUGCCGGUGGCUGGCAAGGUGGAAACGCAUGGCCACCGUCCUUGCAUUUUCCUCAAUCCUGGAAAGACUGCGUCCUACGAGGGACAAUGGGAGGAUGGCAAGUUUGGUGGAUUCGGGGAAUUGAUACAGAAACACAGUAAAUAUCGUGGGGAGUUUCGGAAUGGGCUGCGUGAGGGUGUAGGGACAUUGUGGAUUCGUGCAGACGUAAAAUCUCCGUGGGUACGUGUAUAUAAGGGUGAAUGGCUAGGUGGAAAGCGCGACGGUUUUGGUACCUCAUGGGAAGAGAACGGUGAUAUCUACGAGGGUGAGUGGUCUGAUGAUAAACGCAACGGUUUUGGCCGACUCUUUAUGGCUAAUGGAGACCUCCUAAAGGGGGAGUUCCAAAACAGUCUUUGUGAUGGACGUGCACUCCUGCUUUUGACAAAUGGCGACUGGUACGAUGGCUACUGGGCCCUAGGGCUGCGUGAGGGCCCUGGGCUUUGGUGUUAUGUACAGCGGCAACAGUGCCUCCGUGGUGAUUGGUCCAAAGGAAUAUGUAAGUGUGGCACGAUGUUCGAUCUGUCUGAGAAGACAACUAUUGCGCAUAGUCGUUUUAUCCCACGGCUAGGACUCCUACGUGAUGAUGAGGUGCUGGAACUGCAGAGACAAAAGUUGUAUGAUAAUCGUCUACGGGAGUUUGCCACCUUGGGUCGCAAGUGGACGGAGCCUGUUAUUGUCCCACCACUUGGUGCCGCCGUUUCCUUUGACGACGAUGGUGAAAAAUUUUGCGUGGAAGCAACCGAUGCCGAGGCGGCGGAGAGGGGGUGGGGCUUGAAUGUUGAAUAG